AUGAUUAAUAAAAAAUAUCGUUUUUUUAUAUUUCUUUUUCUUUUUCUUUCUCUGUUCUUAUUCUUUUUAUCUAUAUUCUUACUCUUUCUUUCUUUAUCAUUUUUCAUUUUCCAUUCCAUAUCUUUCUUCUUCUACAUUUUUGCUUUAUUCUUAUUUUUAACUUAUUCUCAUGUUUUUUCUUUUUUCGUUUUCUUGUUUCCAUUUUUAUUCGUCCUAUUUAUUCAUAAUUUAUACAUAAUAUAUUUUUAUAUACUGUUACAUUCUCUUACUUUCUUUCUACACACUUCUUUUUGUGUUUAUCCCUCUUUCUUGCUUUCUCUUUCUUUCUCUCUUUUUAUUUACUUCUUUUCGUAUUUCUUUCUUACUUUUUUCUUCUACCUUUUUUCUUUUUGUAUUUGCUCUUUCUUUCUUUUUUUAAAUAUACCUUUUCUUCUUUUAAAAAUAUUAUUUCUCGUUUUCGCUUUCAAUCUUCAUCCUGUUUCUUUUUCUUUCUUUCUUUCUUUCUUUCUUUCUUUCUUUGUACUUUUCUCUUUUUACUGCUUUACUUUUAAAUUUGUAUAUUUCUUUUUUCUUUCUCUUUACUUCUCUCUUUCUUUCUUUCUUUCUUUCUUUCUUUCUUUCUUUCUUUCUUUCUUUGUUCUUUUUACACAAUCUUUUUCUUUUUUUUAUAUUUGCUCUUUCUUUCUUUCUUUUUUUAAUAUCCCUUUUUCAUUUAAAAAUUUCUUCCUCUUUUCGCUUUCAUUAUUCAUAAUGUUUUUUUCUUUCUUUCUUUCUUUCUUUCUUUCUUUUUCUUCUUUCUUUCUUUUUCUUUCUUCUCAUUCCGAAGCUUAUCUUUUUUUCUUUUUAUACUUGCUCUUUCUUUCUUUUUUUAAAUAUACAUUAUUCAUUUUAAUUUUUUUUCUCUUUUUCUCUUUCAUUCUUGAUCCUCUUUCUUUUUCUUUCUUUCUUUCUUUCUUUCUUUCUUUCUUUCUUUCUUUCUUUCUUUCUCAGUACUUUUCUCUUUUUUACUGUAUUACCUAUAAAUUUCUUUAUUUCUUUUUUCUUUCUCUUUACUUCUCUCUUUCUUUCUUUCUUUCUUUUUCUUUCUUUCUUUCUUUCUUUCUUUCUUUCUUUCGCUGUUCUUUUUACAGUUUUACUUCUAAUUUUCUUUAUAUCUUCUUUCUUUCUUUUGUCAUCUUAAUUCCUAAGCAAUCUUUUUCUUUUUUUUUAUAUUUGCACUUUCUUUCUUUCUUUUUUUAA
This is a messenger RNA of Acanthosepion pharaonis, 1239 nucleotides long. The record is from the annotation of a GenBank genome assembly. NCBI's taxonomy places the organism in Eukaryota, Metazoa, Mollusca, Cephalopoda, Sepiida, Sepiidae.